Eimeria acervulina is the source of this 654-nucleotide messenger RNA. RefSeq names its product DNA-directed RNA polymerase II subunit RPB2, putative. Gene Ontology annotation, biological process: DNA-templated transcription. The transcript has 2 exons. The annotation marks the transcript as partial. Gene Ontology annotation, molecular function: ribonucleoside binding; DNA-directed RNA polymerase activity; DNA binding. The record is from RefSeq and is a predicted model, not a curated record. Gene Ontology annotation, cellular component: RNA polymerase II, core complex. Lineage: Eukaryota; Apicomplexa; Conoidasida; Eucoccidiorida; Eimeriidae.
GACGGCGUUGUACCGGACUUGCUAAUGAAUCCGCAUGCAGUUCCUUCUCGCAUGACAAUAGGUCACCUUGUUGAGUGUUUGCUUGGAAAGACUGCAGCAAUUAUUGGGGGGGAAGGCGAUGCGACUCCUUUUAACGAUUACACCGUAUCCUGGAUUGCAGGUGAGUUGCACCGUUUGGGUUUCGAGCGUCACGGCAACGAGCGUCUCUAUCAUGGGCACACGGGUUUGCACAUGCCUUCUUUGAUAUUCAUUGGGCCGACAUAUUACCAGCGUCUUAAACACAUGGUAGACGACAAGAUACACGCGCGAGCGAGGGGCCCAGUAGCAGCGCUGACGCGUCAGCCUAUGGAGGGCAAGAGCCGAGAAGGUGGCUUGCGUUUUGGGGAGAUGGAACGUGAUUGCAUGAUAUCUCAUGGGGCUGCUCGCAUGCUUAAAGAGCGUCUCUUUGAUCAAAGUGAUGCCUACAGAAUACACUGCUGCGAUAUUUGCGGAACGAUGUGCGUGGCUGACCUGCAACGCCUCGCUUUCGAAUGCAAACUGUGCGGAAACAGCAACAAAAUAUCACAAGUCUACAUACCAUAUGCAUGCAAACUACUCCUACAGGAACUCAUCUCCAUGUGUAUUUACCCCAAACUGGUGCUACAGGUGGCGUAA